AUGGAUAGGAAUUGCAAUGAAAAUGGCAAAAGCAUCAAAUUGUUUGGUUUUGAGAUCACUACAACAACAACGAGUUCUGCUGCUGCACUAACAUCUGAAAAAUAUUUCAUGGGAAGGAAAAUCAAGAAAGGAAAUCGAUGGACAGAGGAUGAACAGAGAGCAUUCUUGAAAGGAUUGAAUUUUCAUGGAAAAGGAAAUUGGACUAACAUUGCUAAGGAUUUCGUGCCUAGUAGAACGUCGACACAGGUUGCUAGUCAUGCUCAAAAGUACUUCCUGAGAUUAUUGGAUGCUAAUUCCAAUGAGAGAAAAAACCGUAAGAAAUCAAGUGUUUUCGAUCUUCGUAUUGACAAAACAGAGGAUACACGUAAUCAAGAAAGUCAUAAUGUGCCAAGUUUUGUACCAAAUUAUAUGAUGAAAAGUGUUCCAACACCCAGCUUCAAAUCAGUUAACAGGCGCGCCAAAACCAACAAGGAUAAGCAUAAGCAAAAUCUCUGCAAGUCGGCAGUAAAGCCACAAACUAAUCAUUCUAAGACAAUGAAAAUUAAUCGGGGAUUAAUUGAAGCCCAGACAGUAGGAGAAAGGGAAGGAAGAAUUUAG
Messenger RNA from Solanum verrucosum, 597 nucleotides. RefSeq names its product probable transcription factor At5g61620. Bases 1 to 597 code for a protein of 198 amino acids. Gene Ontology annotation, molecular function: DNA binding. The record is from RefSeq and is a predicted model, not a curated record. Gene Ontology annotation, biological process: response to auxin; response to ethylene; response to gibberellin. Lineage: Eukaryota; Viridiplantae; Streptophyta; Magnoliopsida; Solanales; Solanaceae. The transcript has 2 exons.